AUGAGUCUUUAUCUUUGUCUUUGGUUUUCUGUUGCUGUGGCAGUUAACCCGCCUUUGGGUACGCAUCAGCUGUUGGAGUAUGACGUGGAUCUGGAAGCCAGUCCACUGGAGCGUUACGCCAACGUCUACUUCGAUUUCCUGCAGCGCCGCGGUGAACGCGGCCUGAAAGCGUUCCAAGAAACCUAUCAGGCGUGGCAUGCUCGGCUACGCUCGGCUUUGCCAGAGAUCUUCGGUGCGAACGAGACGCAGAAGCAGCAGAGAUGGUGGGAGGCGUUGCGCAGGGGGCACCCCGUGGCCGCCGCCGAGCUGUAUGGCCUGUCACAGCGGCUCGGAAGCGACGUGGCAGGCGACGUGGCAGCGCUGGCCACUGCGGUGUCCCUCUACCCGCUGCUGAUCAUUUCGCCCAAGGCCCUCACGGACGCGCCUGGGGCUCCUGGGCGGCCUUCAGCAUGCACCAGCUCUCUGUUGUCGUAUGGAGGCCUGGUCUAUCAUGGUCGUUCCCUGGACUUUGAGCCUCGGGAUCCUAUUGCAGAGACCACGGUGGUGGUGCGACACAAGUGGCGUGGAGAGGCCCAGUACACCUGUCUGCAGCCCUUGGUUUGGACCACGGCCUUGCAAUGGUUCACCUGUGUGCGACCGAAGGCCUUUUCCUUGUCCGUCAACGCGCGUGCGCAGGGCAUUUACAUGGAGAGCAACUCAUCGUUUGAGGAACUCUUAAGGCGAGUUGGAUCUGGAGCAUACCUGCUAGGUGAGAUUGCCGAAGAAGCUAUGGCGGCCAAAAGCUAUGACGAAGCCUUGCAGAUCUUGAGUCUUGCUCCGGUGGUGUCGUCGAAUUAUUUCAUCCUGGCCGGGGUCGAUGGGCAAGGAGCUGUGAUCACUCGUUUCGGGAAUUCUUCGUCUGCUGAUGUAUGGAGCCUCGAUUCCUCCAAGGUAACCUGUGACGGACAACCCCCCUGGCUCCGGGUGCAGACCAAUGUGGAUCAUUGGGUUCCAUUUGGUGAGAAUUACGCCACACAUCGUCGGCAACAUUUGGUGAACAUGCUCACAAGCAGCUCUGGUGUUCCCAGCAAAGAUCAAUUUCUUCAAGCAUAUUUCGUGUCCAACGCUCUGGAAGGUUCCGAAAAUCGUACCCAACCAGAAGAUACUGGUGCCAUUUUGCGGCCCACCACCAUUGCCACCAUCAUCCUGAAUCCGAGUGAGCAGCCUGACAUGCGGGACUGGUAUAUUUGGAACGAAUCGGCCAAAAUCUUGCCUCCUGUGUCUGAACAGGUUAUUUAA
Messenger RNA from Cladocopium goreaui, 1278 nucleotides. Lineage: Eukaryota; Dinophyceae; Suessiales; Symbiodiniaceae. The record is from the annotation of a GenBank genome assembly.